Messenger RNA from Lepus europaeus (European hare), 4414 nucleotides. It is a transcript of the gene LANCL1, whose product is annotated as LanC like glutathione S-transferase 1. Gene Ontology annotation, biological process: carbohydrate metabolic process; peptide modification. The record is from RefSeq and is a predicted model, not a curated record. Bases 133 to 1332 code for a protein of 399 amino acids. NCBI's taxonomy places the organism in Eukaryota, Metazoa, Chordata, Mammalia, Lagomorpha, Leporidae. The transcript is spliced from 10 exons. Gene Ontology annotation, cellular component: plasma membrane.
UUCCGGGCUGCGGUAGGGCCCGCCAGGCGGAGGAGGUUGUCAGGCGGCAGGAGCCGCUCUUGCGUUAAAUCGCGAGCGUGGGAACGUGGGGUGCAAAACGGGUCCGUUUCAUCCCGGCUCGCUUGCGGCGUCAUGGCUCAAAGGGCCUUCCCGAAUCCUUAUGCCGAUUAUAACAAAUCCCUGGCCGAGAGCUACUUUGAUUCUGCUGGGAGGCUGAUGCCCGAGUUCUCACAACGCUUGACCAAUAAGAUUCGAGAGCUGCUUCAGCAGAUGGAGAGAGGCCUAAAGUCAGCAGACCCUCGAGAUGGGACUGCUUACACUGGCUGGGCAGGUAUUGCUGUGCUUUACUUACAUCUGUAUGAUGUUUUCGGGGACCCUGCCUACCUGCAGAUGGCACAUGGCUACGUAAAGCAAAGUCUGAACUGUUUGUCCAAGCGUUCCAUCACCUUUCUCUGUGGGGAUGCAGGCCCACUGGCAGUGGCUGCUGUGCUGUAUCACAAGAUGAACAAUGAGAAGCAGGCAGAAGAUUGCAUCACACGGCUAAUUCACCUAAAUAAGAUUGAUCCACAUGCUCCAAGUGAAAUGCUCUAUGGUCGAAUGGGGUACAUCUAUGCUCUUCUUUUUGUCAAUAAGAACUUUGGAGAGGAGAAGAUUCCUCGAAGCCAUAUUCAGCAGAUUUGUGAAACAGUUUUAACCUCUGGAGAAAACCUAGCUAGGAAGAGAAACUUUACAGGAAAGACUCCACUGAUGUAUGAAUGGUACCAGGAAUAUUAUGUGGGGGCUGCUCAUGGCCUGGCAGGAAUUUAUUACUACCUAAUGCAGCCCAGCCUUCAAGUGAGCCAAGGGAAGUUGCAUAAUUUGGUCAAACCCAGCGUGGACUACGUCUGCCAGCUGAAAUUUCCUUCUGGCAAUUACCCUCCAUGUGUGGGUGAUAAUCGAGAUCUGCUUGUCCACUGGUGCCAUGGUGCCCCUGGGGUAAUCUACAUGCUCAUCCAGGCCUACAAGGUGUUCAAAGAGGAGCAGUAUCUCUGUGAUGCCUAUCAGUGUGCUGAUGUGAUCUGGCAGUACGGGUUGUUGAAGAAGGGAUAUGGGCUGUGCCACGGUGCUGCAGGGAAUGCCUAUGCCUUCCUGACGCUGUACAACCUGACACAAGACAUGAAGUGUCUGUACAGGGCCUGUAAGUUUGCUGAAUGGUGCUUAGAUUAUGGAGAACAUGGAUGCAGAACACCGGAUACUCCUUUCUCCCUCUUUGAAGGAAUGGCUGGAACAAUAUAUUUCUUGGCUGACCUGUUAGUCCCCACGAAAGCCAAGUUCCCUGCCUUUGAACUCUAAAAAGAAAGCAUGCCCCCUGCAACUUCAGCAUGAUCCUUUCCGUGUAUUCAAAGCUGGCUGUGUGCUUCCAUGCUUUUCAAGGAAACAGAAUCAAAGGUGUACUUGGUUGAUAUGUUUUUCAAAAUUUGUCUUUCGUUUAGUUCCUUGUUUUCGUAUUUAUAUUUAUUUAAAAGUAUCUGAAGCAGUCCUUUAAGUUCUGUUUCUUCCUAAAAAGAGGAUAUGCAGUAUUUUGAGGUCAUAGACAUAUAUUUCAGAACUUGGAGAAAAUUAUAGUUAAGUUUAUAAAUGUAACCAUCUGUAAUGGUUCCAAAUGUUUGUAAAAGAAACUAUAGAUAAACAAAGAUAAAUAUAUGACCAUUGUUGAAUAUUGCCCUCCACCUCUCCUGUUUAAUACUUUUCCUUCAACAAGGAGGGCAGACAACUUACAUAACUUACUUUCUCUAAGUGGCUGAUUAUGAAAGGGGACAAAAUUAUAACUGUAUGCUUUCAAAAGAAUAAUUUCACAAGUUACAAACUCUACUAGGAACCUAAAUAACAUUUUUGAAAUUUUUCAUGCCUAUUUGGACUAGAACUACAUGUACUUUUGAGUUUGCCUAUUUUUGUCUGUAAGGCUCUGUAAGCCAAUGUUUCUAUCAAAAAAUUCUAAAAUUUGAGUCAUUGUAAAAAUUCUUAUUUGAAAGUUCAAGAUAACCUAACAAUUACAGUUUAUUGCUUUCUCUAAAAUAACUAGUAUAUUUUGGAACUAUUUAUCUACAUUUGUUUGUAUUGUAUGGUCCUGAUACUCAUAUAAGAUAAGGAAGUAAAUUUUGUGUGUGAAUAUGCUGCGAACUAGAAUUCUAGUCCACUCUGUUCGAUUGACCGUCUAAAUUUCCUCUUGUGUUUAAUUUACUUUGUAAUAUGACUAUGCUUUAAUCCUGGUUAUUUGGUACAAGCCAUAAAAUAGUUUCUCUCAUAUCAGUUUAUCUAAAUAUUAGCCUUUUUACGAAAUAGUACAGCAGUAGAAAUUUGUUUUAAAAUGAGAGGCAGAAAAGGUAAUGCCAUAUAACCAAUCAAUAACUUGCAUACAAACACUAAACUUCUGGUAAAAAUGCUGUUCAUUUAAGAAGUAAAAUCUAGAAUUCAUGCUUAGAACAAAUUAAUCUUUGCACAUCCUCAGCUUAACAAUUCAAUUUCUGAGACCAAAGAGUUGGGUUUUAUUUGGUGAAUGAAGACUCCCUGGUGCUUCAAAUUCUGCCUGCAUGUUUUGACUCAUCAGCUCCUCUUCCUUCCAUUGCUGCUUUCCCAAGCCUAUUUUGUCUCUUUUUGAUUGAUUUUGGAAUAUUUUGCAGCUUAAAAAACAAAAACAAAAACAAAACAAAACAAAAAAAAAAAACAGGGCCUAAGAAUUUUAAAUGUGCCUAUUUCAAGGGUCUCUUGGUCACAAAAACAUGCUAUUUUUAUUGGAACUUCAAAACAAAUCUCCACUGAGUAUAUACUAGUGUAUAUGGGGAUCCUUCCUCUAUUACUUUCCAGUUAGCACCAAAAUAUCUAAUAUUAUUGGAAAUUGUCUAACCCAUUAGAGACUACUGACAGUAGAAUCCAAAAAGCAGCCCACUACUCAGUUGUUAGGAUUAACAUACUCCUUCUAGUCUCCUCUCUGAUUUCUAAAGGGCUACAGAAAGCUGAGUGUAAGCUGUGCCUUCUUGUGAAAGUUCUGGAUCAACACUGUCCGCGUUUACAGUCAUUAGUAAAAAUAGUGCAUGGCUAAGUUACUUUGCCUUUGGCUGGGCAACCAACUUUAAAGAGUAAAGCUCAGUUGGUUCAGUUAAGUGUCUUGCCAUACUGUGCCUGCACUUUUAGCUACCAUAGUUACUAAGGGGAAAAGAACAAGACACACUUUUCUGUGCUUCAUAGAUUUGAUUACAGUGGUUCUCCAAGCAACCUAAUUAGUUCAACUCCAAGGAAGAUUUCAAAGCAGGGAAAAGAACAUUUGAAAUAAGAUUCUUAUUACUCAUUAAUCAACACAAAAACACAAACACAACUCAAGUUCCUUUCAUUUCCUUUUUUUAUUUUUUAGCUUCUUAAGACUUUUUAAACUGUCAGGAUUUUGUAUUUGUGCCAUUGUUUUUGUUAUUUAUGCUCAACGGCUAAGAAAGUUUUGGUAGGAUUUUAAACUCAGGCAGAAACUACAAAGACUAGUACUUUAACAUUGUGGUACUGAUUGAAAGAGACUUUCACAGUGGCUUUCUUAGUUUUAAGGGGAAAAAUCAUCAUGGCUAUAGUUCCAUUUUUAGCACAUUUCUACUCAGAUAUUUUUCUUCUUGAUAGAAGGAAACUUUCUACAAAAGCCCAAUACUUUCAUCUCUUAUCUCCAUGCAAACACUAGGUAAUAAACCCUUCAAAGCUUGUCCAGCAGUGUUCAUUUAUCCUGUUGUAUGUUUCUGUUCAUGUAGUAAUGCGAGAUUGCAGUAGUUAACUUUUGAUCAUCUAACAACUGUUAACAUUAUCACCACCAUUUCCAUGGAUCCUGUUGGGCUUUAGAGCUGAGUUGUCAGUCUUUAAUCCUUAGAGCCAUUUGUCCCCUUUUCAUCUUUGAUGUCAGUCCAGUUAUUUGGCAUCAAAAGUCUUCAUGGUAGGUAUGGUUUUAAGUAAAAGUGGAUCUAAGGCCAUUUUCUGUCUGUAUUACCACUCCCCUAAAGAAUUCAAUUAAAAGAUAUACUCUGCUUCUGCAUCCUUGAGUUAACUUGGGUCUAAUCUUAUGAUGCUCUGCCUUCUACCAGCUGAUUUUGAAAUACAAAGAUUAAGCAUUCAUGUAAAUAUUUCUUUAGUUAUUAGAAUUCAUCUGUUGUUCUUUAUUGGGCAGUCUGAUUUCUGAUUCAUUCUGCUUCCUCUAAGCAGGUCAGAACACCCCAUCCCUGUAUUUUCUGUAGUGUUGAGCUGUAGAAGACUGUUUCUCUCCUAUAGGUAAAAACAACAUGUUUGGGAUAUUCAGGGAAUCCACCCCAGUGUUAUAUUGUCAUUUAUUGGAAGGGGCUGGGAUCAUAAGUAUUUCUAAGUUCUGUAAAGGAUUUGACUGGUUCUCAAUAAAACUUUAUUAGGAUUA